Molecule: messenger RNA, 1506 nt
Organism: Hippopotamus amphibius kiboko
Lineage: Eukaryota; Metazoa; Chordata; Mammalia; Artiodactyla; Hippopotamidae
Gene: SYT9
Product: synaptotagmin 9
Exons: 6
Coding region: 1-1506 (501 amino acids)
Biological process (GO): calcium-ion regulated exocytosis; regulation of calcium ion-dependent exocytosis; cellular response to calcium ion
Cellular component (GO): dense core granule; membrane
Molecular function (GO): phosphatidylserine binding; SNARE binding; calcium ion binding
Source: RefSeq, a predicted model, not a curated record
AUGCCCGGGGCCAGGGACGAGCUCUGUCACCAGGCGCUGCAGCUGCUGGCCGAGCUGUGUGCCCGCGGGGCCCUGGAGCACGACAGCUGCCAGGAUUUCAUCUACCACCUGCGGGACCGCGCCAGACCCCGGCUCCGCGACCCAGAUAUCUCAGUGAGCCUGCUGACCCUUGUGGUCACUGCCUGUGGCCUCGCUCUCUUUGGCGUGUCUCUCUUCGUGUCUUGGAAACUCUGCUGGGUUCCGUGGCGAGAACGAAGCCUGUUCUCUGGUAGCAAAGACAACAACCAGGAGCCUCUUAACUACACGGACACAGAGACCAAUGAGCAGGAGAACAGUGAGGGCUUUCUAGACCCUCCCACCCCUUGUCCAGACUCCUCCAUGAAGAUCAGCCAUACCUCCCCUGACAUUCCCCUCUCGACCCAGACCGGGGACCGGGAGAACUGUGCCCAUGGCGUCCGCGUACAGCGCCAAGUCACAGAGCCAACUUCAUCAGCUCGGCAUAAUUCAGUCAGAAGACAACUCAACCUGUCAAACCCAGACUUCAAUAUCCAACAGCUUCAAAAACAGGAACAGUUGACUGGAAUUGGUCGAAUUAAACCAGAGUUAUAUAAGCAGAGGUCACUGGAUAGUGAUGAUGGGAGAAGGAGUAACAGCAAAGCCUGUGGAAAACUGAACUUCAUUUUAAAAUAUGACUGUGACUUAGAGCAACUCAUAGUGAAGAUUCACAAAGCUGUCAAUUUGCCUGCCAAGGACUUUUCUGGGACUUCAGAUCCUUAUGUCAAGAUCUAUUUGCUUCCUGACCGGAAAACAAAACACCAGACUAAAGUUCACAGAAAGACCCUGAACCCUGUGUUUGAUGAAGUGUUUUUGUUUCCAGUUCCCUACAAUGACCUUGCAGCCCGGAAGCUUCACUUCUCUGUCUACGACUUUGACAGGUUCUCUCGCCAUGACUUAAUCGGCCAAGUGGUGGUGGAUCACUUCUUAGACUUGGCUGAUUUCCCCAGGGAGUGCAUCCUUUGGAAGGAUAUUGAAUAUGUCACCAAUGACAACGUGGAUCUCGGAGAGCUGAUGUUUUCCCUCUGCUAUCUUCCCACGGCUGGCAGGCUGACCAUCACCAUUAUAAAAGCAAGGAAUUUAAAGGCAAUGGACAUAACAGGAGCCUCAGAUCCCUAUGUGAAAGUCUCACUGAUGUGUGAUGGCAGACGACUGAAGAAGAGGAAAACGUCCACCAAGAGGAACACCCUGAAUCCUAUUUACAAUGAAGCCAUAGUCUUUGACGUCCCUCCUGAGAGCAUUGACCAAAUCCAUUUGUCCAUAGCAGUCAUGGACUACGACCGUGUAGGUCACAAUGAGAUCAUCGGCGUGUGUCAAGUAGGCAACGAAGCUGAGAGGCUGGGCAGAGACCACUGGAGCGAAAUGUUGUCAUAUCCGCGCAAGCCCAUUGCACACUGGCAUUCCCUGGUGGAGGUAAGACCCUACUCCCGCAUGCUCCCCUUUGAAGAAUAA